AAACUGACAGCUGAACGUCAAGCAAGAAAAAGUCAUGUCAAUAUUAUACGAAAAAUUACAAUGUUUAUAUUUUAGGUAAUUUUAUUCGUGAUCGAAUGAAGAACCAACGAAAUGUUAUUAAAAUUUAGUCUUUCCCUUCGAAAUGCUAAAACUGUUUUUUUGUUUGACAACAAUCUAUAUGUGUGCACAAAUUAUAUAUGCUCAGGCUGUCCCAGAAUACGCUUUCGAGUAUGAAGAAAAUCAGGAAGCAGAUAGUGAUAAUGAACCCCCGGAAGCGAAACGAACCAAACCUCCAGUCGAAAGUAUACCAACAGAAAAAGUCAUUAUUGCAGAAUCAACUAUUAAAGAGCCAGUUAGAAUGAAAGAACCAGAGAGAACAGUAUUUACAACAAAAGAAACAGAGCCCACAGAGUCAGCUACGCAACCUGAAACAGAAGCGACAAAAGUUGAAAUAAAUAAUCGUAAUAACGAAGAGGCUAUGGAUAUUCCAAAGAAACCUAUUCAACCAAGGAAACCUAGUUUCAAGCCUCUUAGAAGAAAACUUGAAAGGGAAGAUGAAGAGCGCGUAGAGACAACAGCUGAGACUUGGAAUGAGCAUCGAAUGAGCCCGAUCAUAAGUUGGUAUCAGAAGCCCGAGCAGACUUUAGACAAUUUCGACGUUUCGUUUGAAACAGUGCCAACGAAACGUAGAAACACUAAACCUAAGAGGAAAAAGACUAAGUCUCCUAAAACUGAAGCAAGAUACAUGAAUGAAGAUGAAGAAAAACCUUCUUUUAAAGCUGAUGAAGGGAUCAAUUGUGAUGAUUUUGCAUCGUAUGCUUUGAACUGUACUAUUGAAGCUGCUUUGUUGUAUAAUUCUACGCGGAAGUCUCCUCCACUGCCUUCAAAGUUCUUCGAUUGGUGCAGAGCUAUAAGGCUGAUGACAACCUGUGCGAUUGACUGGAACAACGCAUGCAAGCAUGUCACUGAAAGUCAUUUCAGUCACGACAGCGUCAAAGGCCACGUUCACGUCCUGAAUAACGUUUGUGACGAUGAACCUUUUGCUGCCCGUUACGAGGACGUGUGGCCCUGUAUCGAAAACACGAUAUUUGAGUGGGAGGAAUGCUACACGAACUUCAAGAAGGAAAUCGACGAACAGAAGAGCUCUUCACAGUCUUGGACCCACUACGAUACACAUUUCAAACUUUGUUGUGCGCGAGCGCAGUUCCGCGCGUGCACGCUGGACAUCCUGUUCCAGAAGUCCAAGUGCACGCAGGAGGAGGCCGUCACGCUGCAGAAGUUCUCCGUCAUCGUGUCCGAGGGAGAUGUCUAUCAGGACUGCGACCAAAAUGUCAUGUACGACAACUGCCCCGGCGGAGACCCGCGACCCCCGCGGGACCUGCUGCUCAAACUCACGGAAACCGAGGAAACGCCAUCAACAGACUCUGGAAACGGAAACAGAAACGCCAUCAACCUGACUUCAUUCUACACUGUGCUAAGUGUGUUUUAUCUUGUCCGAUUGUGUUGUGCUGUGUAGACUGUGUUUUGUUUUUGUAUGCGAUUUUUGCGUUUUUUGUUUUGUGUGUUUUUGUUAGGUAAUAUAUUUUGAAAGUUU
Plutella xylostella (diamondback moth) is the source of this 1594-nucleotide messenger RNA. RefSeq lists its product as uncharacterized. Lineage: Eukaryota; Metazoa; Arthropoda; Insecta; Lepidoptera; Plutellidae. The record is from RefSeq and is a predicted model, not a curated record.